GAGCUUUCACCUUGAAUCUUCACGAUUUUGUUUAAAUUUUAAAAUUUGCGGUCGCACAAAGCGUUGGCGUUGUCUCCUGUUUGGCUCAGUAGUUAAAUAUUCGCUACUUCUUUAUCUUCUUUGCAUUGUGCUACUAGCUCAGUGUCCGCAAUGGAAAGCAAAGAUGUAGAUGCGAUUCAAGCCUCCAAAAUACCAAGUGACAUUGACUCCAUUGAUUCAACUGACAAAUCAAGCGAUCCACAGCCCAUGCUAGAACCUGCUGAAAUAUCAUCAACGCAGUCAUUGAAAGAAGAUAAUGUUGUUUCGUCUACGGUAGACGAAGAUAAAGAGGACGGGAAACGUUUGCCUGCCGAUGACUGCUCUGCACAAGACUUGGAGAAAGAUAACUUGACUCAGAGUGCAGACAAAUUAACAAGCUCUCUUGCAGUAUGGUUAAUUAAUAAUGAGGUUGACAACGAGUAAUUGACUUGAUAUACUGGAAGGAUAUUAAGAAGACAGCUAUUGUGUUUGGCAUUUUCUUAUUGAUUCUGUUAUUUCUGGCAUAUCACACGUUACUUAGUGUCAUUUCUUUCUUUGCAUUGUCUUUUCUCACCGUUUCUGCCCUGUAUCGCAUUGGUAUGACUGUAAUCAGUGCUUUGCAGAAAACUGACAGCAGGACAUCUUAUCAAUCAUUUAUUGAGAAGAACAUGACAAUCUCGCCAGAGAAGGCCAGAGGAAUAGGUGAAGCCAUUGGAAAUAAAAUGAACACUGUCUUGAUGAAAGUUUCAAAACUUUUUCUUGUUGAAGACACUAUGGCCUCCAUUAAGUUUGGGAUUUUUCUGUGGUUUCUAUCUUGUGUUGGAAAGUGGUUUGAUACAAUUACACUUUUCAUGAUUGGGACUGUUAUGCUUUUCUCAUUGCCAAGGCUCUAUGAAGACAACCAGAAACAAGUGGAUGAAAUCCUGCAUAAAGUAUCAGAAAAACUACACCAAUGUUUUAUAAUGGUGAAGACAAAGCUUGAGAGUCGUUUCUACCAGAAGGAGAAAACUACAUAAGAAAAAUUAAAAGACUGAUGAAGACAAAGCUUACGUGAGAUUCGUUUAUCUUACAAUAUUGUAUUUAUAUUUAUUAAGCGGGGCAACUUAAACUGGUCUUGAAAACUCUUACUAACUUGAAAAAUAUAAAAAAAUGCAAGACAAAA
Molecule: messenger RNA, 1180 nt
Organism: Xenia sp. Carnegie-2017
Lineage: Eukaryota; Metazoa; Cnidaria; Anthozoa; Malacalcyonacea; Xeniidae
Product: reticulon-1-A-like
Exons: 8
Coding region: 618-1034 (138 amino acids)
Source: RefSeq, a predicted model, not a curated record